ACCCCGGCGGGGUCCGUGAAGGCCUCCUCGCCUCGCGCGCUCAUUAGCCUGAUUGGACUCACCUGUCGGCGUUGCGCCUCGAGCUCGGAGAGUGUGCAGCAGUGGAGCGCGUGGCGGCGGCAUGCAGAAGGGCCUGAAGAGGUACUUCGUGAACAUGGACGAGUACCUGUCCAGUCUGGGACUCUACCGGAAGAUGGUGGCGCGAGACGCCUCCAGUUUGUUCCGGGCCGUGUCCGAGCAGCUGUAUUUCUCUCAGAACUACCAUCAGAAGAUCAGACUGGACUGUGCUAACUUCAUGAGAGCCAACCGGAGCAGCUUUGAACCAUUUGUUGAAGGCUCCUUUGAGAAAUACCUGGAGCGCCUUGAAGACCCAAAGGAAACUGUGGGUCAGGUGGAGAUCAAGGCCCUCUCCCACCUGUACAGGCGCUGCUUCGUGAUUUACCGUUACCCCGGGAAACCGGCCACAAUCAUCUCGGAGGACAACUAUGUGGAGAAGGUGAUGCUGUGCUGCUCCAUUAACGGUCAUUACGACAUCGUUUACCCGAGAAGUUACCCCGCCUCUGCCGCUCUCUGCCAGUCUCUGUUGUAUGAGCUACUUUACACCCAGGUGUUCGGCCUGGAGGAGGCGGAGCUCUGCCAGGCCAUGGAGGCUUUCAAGGUAGGAAGUCGUCGCUACAGAAACAGCCCCUCUGUGUGCAGCGACGCAGACACCAGCUAUGACACACCUGACGAUCGUGGACACAGGGAGGAGGCUGGAGCGGGGGAGGACAAGCCAUCCUCAGAAGAGACCAAGCAGCCUCCCGCAGAAGCCCCGCCCUCCUACAGACUCUCCCUGCCCUACAAAGUCAUGAAGGCUCUGGACGGCGAUGUCUACCGGAACCUGGAGUUUGACGUGUGGCAGGACACCUGUAAAGAGAUGCAGAAGACGGACUACAUGGUGUUUGCGGGGAGGCAGUACUUCCUGGGAGACAAGUGUCAGGUGCGUUUGGAGCCAAAGGGGAAGUUCUACAACGCCUUCAUCCAGGAGGUGGGAACUCACGCCGCAGCUGUCACGGUCUUCAUCGAGGAGCUGGGGGAGAAACACCUGGUUCCCCUCGCUGACCUGAAACCGGUCAAUCCAGUUCCAGCCUGGAAUGUGGCCGCCCCCUCGAGGAAAGGAGAUCUCGACCCGGAUUCCCGAGGUCAACGCAAUCCCCGCCACCGCUACUUCAGGAAGUCCCGGGGAAGCAACGUGGUGAAGGGGGCAGAGCUGCUUAUGGCUCCGCCCUCCUCUUACGGAGGCCCCGUCUCCUCUGUGCUGCCCCCCCGCUUUCAGCCUGUGGGGCAUGCACGCCCACCCCCCCCGCUGUCACCUGGAGCCAUGACCUUCAACCCCUACGCCCCUCAACACCACCCCGCCCCCACAGCCCGGCCGCCGCGCUACGGCUCGUCCAGAAGCUCCUCUCGUUUCCUGAACCGGCACCUAAUUGGACCUCAGCUGACGUAUUACCAGACGGGCCGGCGGUUCUACCCCGACUACGAGAACUACUGCCACAGGUCCAGGCGCACUCGCCGCCAGCUGGCGGCGGUUCUGAACAAGGACGGGCAGUUUGGGUUUUCCGCCGAAGCCGUGGAGGAACCAGCUGACCUGGAGACCGCAAUGGCGUAUUACCAGCUGGACGAUGCCGAGGCCAUCCUCCCCCCGCUGGCGGGCGCCGCCGUGAUUCCUCCUUCAGCCAUAGCCCCGCCCCCUGCACCCACUGGGUCCUACCGACUCCAGAGAGCCCCCGGGCUCCUCCCACCUGCACCUGCCCCGGGAAACACCCCCGUUUGCUCUUCGGAAGACGACCAGGAGGACUCAAGUACGAUGGAGGACCAGGCUGAUUACACAGAGGAGUUCCUGUACCCCUCUGAGGACCAGAACUAUCCAACAUCAGGUGUUUACAGCACUGGAGACCCCGCCCCCACGCAG
Molecule: messenger RNA, 1951 nt
Organism: Oryzias melastigma (Indian medaka)
Lineage: Eukaryota; Metazoa; Chordata; Actinopteri; Beloniformes; Adrianichthyidae
Gene: alg13
Product: ALG13 UDP-N-acetylglucosaminyltransferase subunit
Biological process (GO): protein deubiquitination
Molecular function (GO): cysteine-type deubiquitinase activity
Source: RefSeq, a predicted model, not a curated record